CGGCAAGUUGACUUCCUUUUGAAAACUGCAACGCAAGGAUUAAACAAUGGCGCCUCUAAAAGUCAAGAAGGAGAAGAGAUCUAAAAAAGCCGCCUGGCGAUUUACCCUGGAUCUCACACAUCCAGUGGAGGAUGGGAUAUUUGAUUCCGUGAAUUUCGAACAGUUCCUAAAGGAAAGAGUGAAGGUAAAUGGAAAAACAGGAAAUCUUGGGAACAUUGUUCACAUUGAACGUUUAAAGAACAAAAUAUCAGUGGUUUCAGAGAAGCAGUUUUCUAAAAGGUACCUGAAAUACCUUACAAAGAAGUAUCUCAAGAAAAACAACUUGCGUGACUGGCUACGUGUGGUUGCAUCUGACAAGGAGACCUAUGAGCUCAGAUACUUCCAGAUCAGUCAAGAUGAGGAGUCUGAAACUGAAGAAUAAAGUGGAUUUUUUUUAUCCAAUAAACAGUUAAUAAAUUUA
Molecule: messenger RNA, 460 nt
Organism: Bombina bombina (fire-bellied toad)
Lineage: Eukaryota; Metazoa; Chordata; Amphibia; Anura; Bombinatoridae
Gene: RPL22L1
Product: ribosomal protein L22 like 1
Exons: 4
Coding region: 47-421 (124 amino acids)
Biological process (GO): cytoplasmic translation
Cellular component (GO): ribosome
Molecular function (GO): structural constituent of ribosome; RNA binding
Source: RefSeq, a predicted model, not a curated record